Molecule: messenger RNA, 3443 nt
Organism: Nycticebus coucang (slow loris)
Lineage: Eukaryota; Metazoa; Chordata; Mammalia; Primates; Lorisidae
Gene: SPEGNB
Product: SPEG neighbor
Molecular function (GO): protein binding
Source: RefSeq, a predicted model, not a curated record
AAUGCUGGCAGACUCACUGAAUCCCCCCUACACACACAGAGCAGGCUUGGUAGCCCCACCUCUUUUCCCUCAUUACAACUUGGGGAGGCUGGGCUCUGGGAUGGGCUGACCCAUACCCAAGUUCUGACUCAGCUUCCUUCACUCUGCCCAGAAGACAGGCCAGCUAUGAUCUUGACACCUGGAGCAGAGUGGGUUUCAUCCUGAUGGUGUCAAGAGUAGAUGGUAGGCCCAUACUCUGCAGGCCAACACACAAGGAGUACCAGCUGGGAAUACUCUGGUCCGUCUUGUCUGGGGUUUUCCAAGGGCUGAGACAUAGCCUAGACCUUUUUGUCCACACAGCAAGUUAGGGUGUCUGCUAGGUGCUAAGGCUUUCUGACUUCAGCUGUUCCCCUGCAAUACCACAGAAUGAUCACUGAGGCACAACUGAGCUGCCUUGCCCUGGUAUGAGUUGGAGUAGAAGGAACUAGGUCUCCCCAUCUUGAAAAUUCUGUUCCUGGCAAAGUAAAAGGAACAAAAUCUCCAACCGUGAGCACAGAGAGUUGGCACUGGUGUGUUCUGAUUGAGGUUGAGGGCCCCUUGGCUCCCACUCAAACAGCCCGUUUGCUCAGCCCAACCUGGGCUCUCUGGCUUCCCAGGACCCCAGGAAAGAAGCAAGCCCAUCACCAUAAAAUAACAGGAUGUAAAGCCAGCUGGAAGGGACUAGAGAAGACUUGCCUACCUGUCAUUUUAGCAAUGAAGAUACACAGUUUGCCUGCAAGAAUUUCCAAUCCCCGACACACUACAAGUGUUUUUUGUUUUUUUUUUUUUUUUUUUUAAUAAAAAUGAGGUGCCUGAACUCAUAUUUUGAUAAGUGGUAAAAUUCCUCUCCUGUCCCCCCUCUGAUCUUGAGUUCCCUUCCCAUCUCCAUUGGAAAUGGCAUGAGAACUGCUUGAGAAAAACCUGGAGAAGCAAGGGUAAUUUAUGUCAGCAGAGCUGUGUCAAAAUUGCUCUGAUCAAAAGGUGACAGUGCCCCAUAACUGGGUGGGGAUUUACGAUGAAUGAAAGCAAUGCUCCCACCCAGAGCUCUGGCCUGAGCAAACUGGAUUCCAGGCAAACCCCAGAGGGAUUAAAUGAACCCCUUUUCCCCAGGCAGUUUGACCUAUGUGCCAGUUUAUGCUCCCAAAAUGGCUUGGGCAGAUGUAGGGUGAGGAGCCAGUGAUGGUACCUAAUCUCCAAGGACAGGCAGUUGAGCCAGAACCUACCAUGUCACAUCAAGGGAAGUGAGUGGGGAUGGGGAUGGCAUGGAGGAGCUGCUAUUCUCAAAAAUCUUCCCUGUCCCCUCGGGUUUAUUUCAGUCAGGGAGCAUAGUGUGGAAAUGGCAACCCUGGACUCCUAUGGUGGGGAUGGAGGUGAGGGAAGAGUAAGGUGCUUCUGGAUAAGUCUUGACAGCUAUGUAGCUCUGUUGUGAUUAGCUAUAUGAACCAUGAAGUCUGUGGUCACUCUGGCUUUAUUCAGGGAUCUCCCCCAGUCCUCGCCAAACACUCAAACCCCCUCAACUGACUGAGUCCUGACACUGACCUGAGUGUGAAGCUGCCCCAGCAGAAACUGACUCUCUUGUCAGCUAGGGGCCACCACGUCUGGUCCUCCCAAGGAUGGGAUGGAUACCCUUUGCCCUGGGAGAGGAUAGGGCCAUGUCCAGCUGUCCAGCUGUCCAGGUGUUGACAUACAGCGCAGCCCAGAGCCUCUCGGCUUUCCCCCAAUCCCUACCCCCAGGCUGCCCUAGUGGCUGAGCCAGUAUCCUAAGCAUCCUCAGGCUAAAUAAGGAGCCUGCUUGGGUCGGGGGUGUGGGGAAUGGGGUCCCGGGGGGCUUGGGCAACCACACCAAACAAGGCAAGGAGGGGAGUGAAAUAUAAAACCAAGCACAGAGCUGAACACCUGUCUGUGUGCACCCUUACUGAGUCAUCUGGAAGGCUCUGUGCCGCCUGCAACCCAGUCAGUGGACUCAAGUCCAGGUCAACCCCUCCAGGGUGAGUUUGAUUCUCAGAGAAGCUCCAGAUGCUCCCACCCCUGGGAAUGUUCUGAUCAUAUGGGGAAAGGGUCAAAGCUGAGAGCCUCUGUCUCAGCCUGGACCCCCAUGUUUGUUGUCUGCUCUCCAGAUGUCCAAAGCAGCUCCCACCAAAAAACCAGCAGCUUCAGCCCCACCUCCGGAUAUCAAUGACCCCCAGGUGCAGAGCGCUGCUAGCAUUCAGGCCUCUUACAGGGGCCACAGGUCCCGGAAGGAGCUGCGCGAGAAGGGGCCACCGAGGGUGCUGGAGCCGCUGAAGGAUGUGGUGCUGAUAGAGGGUAGCGCGGCCAAGUUGACUUGCCGCAUUUCGGCUUUUCCCGACCCGUUCAUCCGCUGGAGCAAGGACGGCAAAGAGCUGCGCGACGGGCCCAAGUACCGCUAUGUCUUCGAGGACUCUGACGUAGUGGCACUGGUGGUGCGCGAUGGUGAGCUGGCAGACCUGGGCCAGUACAGCAUCAAUGUAACCAAUCCCUUUGGCCAGUGCUCGGACUCCGCGCGCAUCCUCGUGGAAGUCCCCGCGAAGAUUCAAAAGGGACCCGACAACACCAAGGAGCGCAAAGGCACCACGGUGACACUGACCGCGGAGAUUCUGGGCGAGCCAGCGCCCGACGUGGGCUGGACCAAGGACGGGGAGGACAUCGAGGAGGACGACAGGGUGUUCUUUGAGAUUGGCAGUACCACCACGACGCUGACCAUUCGCCGGGCUACGCCCGAGGACAGCGGCAAGUACGAAGUGUACGUAGACAACAGCCUGGGCAUGGACCAGAGCUUCGCCCGCGUGGACGUGGCCUGAAAAAGGCCAUCCGACCUUUCGCCCUGGCUCCAAGCCCAGGGGCAGGUGGGACCGACAACCCCCUUCCAUCUUGUUUAAUAAAGCGGCUCUCUGACCUUCUGUUUUGUAGCGUCGCCAUUCCCUCUUUCCCGCACCCGCGUCCAGACUUAUUCCAGACCCACACACCAAGGUCACAGAAUGUUGGGAGUCAGAGGGAAGUUUGGAGAGUGCCCGGUCCAGUGCUUCACUUACAGAAAGCAAAUCUGAGAUAGGGUUUCUCUCGUCGGAUGCUCCUGUGUUUCCCAGCGAGACGUGCCAUCGAGCCUAGUACUACGCCUUCCCGUCCUUGUGUGCCUGAAGCCCACCUCCUGUAGCAGUUUGCUCCCUGGUCACGCCCCUUUCAAGUCCCCUGCGUCCCCGUCGUCUCCCUUUUCGCUUCUCCCUGUGACCUAGCCAGUGCUCUAUUUCGGCUGCUGCCCCCGGGCCCUUUCCCUGGUAGCUUGGCUUCCAGGCUUAGGUUCCACCCUCAGCUUCUCAGGACCCAUCCUUCUUCUCAUUUGAUCCCUCCCCCUCAAUUACUUGGCUACACCCCCAGGGUUCGCCACCGCUUUCCUUUUCUCUUGUAAA